Molecule: messenger RNA, 1494 nt
Organism: Vicia villosa (hairy vetch)
Lineage: Eukaryota; Viridiplantae; Streptophyta; Magnoliopsida; Fabales; Fabaceae
Product: cysteine synthase-like
Exons: 9
Coding region: 97-1209 (370 amino acids)
Biological process (GO): double fertilization forming a zygote and endosperm; pollen tube growth
Cellular component (GO): cytoplasm
Molecular function (GO): cysteine synthase activity
Source: RefSeq, a predicted model, not a curated record
GUGCGCUCACCAACCCGCAUAUACUCGUGUAUCGUAGUAUCUAUUUAUUUAUUUAUAAGUUUCUUCUAUCAAAGCUUUCUCCACACACAAACAACAAUGGCUUCUACCUCAUUUCUCAAAUCGUUGAGUCGUGCUUUGCAUGCUCCAACAUCACCGCGAUUCAGUAUCUCACACAGUUCCAUCAUCUUCUCAAGAAUCUAUUCCUCUUUCACCACCCAUGUCCAACCCCAAACCAACCUCGACAGUCUCAAUAUUGCCGAGGAUAUUACAGAGCUCAUAGGAAAAACACCGAUGGUUUACUUGAAGGGUGUCACGAAGGGUUGUGUUGCUACUAUUGCUGCAAAGCUUGAGCUUAUGGAACCAUGUUGUAGUGUCAAAGACAGGAUCGGUUAUAGCAUGAUACUUGAUGCUGAGCGAAAAGGACUCAUAACACCCGGAAAGAGUAUUUUGGUGGAACCUACUGGUGGGAACACAGGAAUUGGUCUUGCCUAUAUAGCAGCUACUAAAGGAUAUAAACUCAUUUUGACAAUGCCUAUUUCAAUGAGUUUAGAGAGAAGAAUUCUUAUGAGAGCAUUUGGAGCUGAACUUGUUUUGACUGAAUAUUCUAAGGCAAUGAGUGGAGCAGUUCAAAAAGCUGAAGAAAUUGUAAAAAAUACACCUAAUGCGUUCAUGCUUCAACAAUUUGAUAAUCCUUCAAAUCCUAAAGUACAUUAUGAGAAUACUGGACCAGAGAUAUGGGAAGAUACAAGAGGUAAAGUAGAUAUUUUAGUUUCCGCAAUUGGAACUGGUGGAACCCUUUCUGGAACAGGUCGAUUUCUAAAAGAACAAAAUCCAAACAUUAAGGUUAUUGGUGUAGAACCUCUAGAAAGCAACAUACUUAACGGUGGAACACCAAGACCUCACAUAAUUCAAGGUAUUGGAUCUGGUUUUGUGCCUAAGAAUUUGGAUAAAGAAGUCCUUGAUGAAGUUAUAGCGAUAUCAGGUGAAGAAUCUGUCAAAACUGCAAAGACAAUAGCGCUUCAAGAAGGCUUGUUGGUGGGAAUUUCUUCUGGUUGUGCUGCAACUGCUGCAUUGCAGGUUGCAAAGAGACCUGAAAAUGAAGGAAAGCUUAUCGUGGUUAUAUUUCCAAGCUUUGGGGAAAGAUAUUUGUCUACUUCUCUUUUUGAAGAAGUACGAGAAGAAUGUGAGAAGAUGGAACCAGUGCCAUGAAACAAUUUUAACUAUUUCAUGUUUAAGACUUAUUCUCACUUGCAUUUCUUACAAGAGGUCGAUGAUACCCUCAAGAUAUUUAGGUAUAUAGUCUAUAGCUUUGUCUUUAGAUUAUACUAGCACUACAAUAACAAAACUUUUUUUUUACGUUAGUUAAAAAUGGGGGUUAACCUCGGAUCUAGGAUUCAUUGAGGAGAAAUACUUAAUGAUUAUGGGUUUGAUUAUGGGUUUGAUUCUCUUUUGUGAUUUGCAACCAGUCGUUGAACACCUAUAGUUAGAACAUCA